AUGAUACGGCAAACACGAAGUCAGGAGACACUAAGUACACUUGUAAAUGAUGGCAACAAUAACAUCAAUAAUCUUAUUGGAGCGACAGACACCAACACUUUGACAGAAGACGAGUAUGCUUCAGAUUUGAACUCCUUAGUAUCGCAAGAUACACUUAUCCACCAAUCAAGCACUAGAAUAAUGGGCUAUCCACUUUCUGAAUAUCGAUAUCCAAAAGAAUUGCCCUUGGUCUCACAUUUUUUACACACGGGAAUCUCAUUGUAUCCUAGUUGGCAAUCUCUAAGUCCAUCACCUUUAUGUUUGUCUUCAUCCUCAUCCUCAUCCUCAUCUUCAUCCUCAUCCUCAUCCUCCAAUUCUUUUUCAUCUUCACAGUUGGCUUGUGCACCUAUACUAUGUAGACCGGCAAAGCUUUUCAAUAAUAUUUUCAAUUUCACAGCUCCAUUCCUCAUUAUUGAGUCUGCACCAAAGACUGUGUUUUGCCGAGUCGAUUUCAAGAUUUAUAGUAACCACAUCACCUAUUAUGUGAUGACAUUCCCAACAUUGGAAAGACAAGUAUAUUUGUUGAAUAACAAUAGUCAUUCUCCAAGUGCCGACUUUGUUAUAAAAAGCACAGAAAACAAUCGACAUGGCAUGGCAACAUCGAGUCUGCUUAAUACCACAAAUGCCACACGAGAUGAAGACAAUGCAGAAGAAGAAGAAGACGGAGAAGAGGGAGAAAGAGGAAGAGAAAGAGAAAGAGAAAGAGAAAGAGUUGGGGAAGGGGAUGUUGAUGAAACGCAUUUUAGAGUUUCUGGCGUUACUGGAACACUGACUGCGUUUGCGCUGCGACAUGGUCUGAUUCAAGUACACAUUAUGGCUAAUUCCAAAGGGUUACUCACUGAGAAUAUGUGUGUGGAUUUAGCUAAGAAGCGGGUCAAGUUGCAAGAUAAUGAAUUGAGUAAAUUGAUCCAGUGUCAGGAUCGUAGGGGAAUAGAUGAGUUGAUGAAGAAUAAAAGCAAAAAAUUGGUGGACUCACCGGUGGCUGUUUACUUUGAUCUUGGUGAUGUCAAGAUGAAAUCAGGUGCUGGUGUAGCAGGGGGUGGCAGUGCUAGUGGCAGUGCAAGUGCCGGUACAGGCAUGGGUACAAAUGCAAAUGUGAAUCUGAAAAGCAGUGGUGGUGGUGGUGGUAGUGGUGGUAAUAUGUAUGGGGCGGGAGGAUACAUUAAGCAUGGUGUGAUUAAAAUAUGGGAUCAUUUACCUAGCACAACUUGCAUAUCCAAUAGCAAUAGUAACAAUGAUAGUCUGAGGAUUGGGGAUGCUGAGCGAGGACAUGUCAAGAAUGGAGGUGUAAGUGACGAGAUGAUGAUUAUCUGUUGUGUAUUGAUGGUGUUGAGGGAGCAAGAAUCGAGAAAGUACAAGGGAGACAAAAAGGAGAGGGUAAACAAAGCGGAGUAG
Molecule: messenger RNA, 1434 nt
Organism: Lodderomyces elongisporus
Lineage: Eukaryota; Fungi; Ascomycota; Pichiomycetes; Serinales; Debaryomycetaceae
Exons: 1
Coding region: 1-1434 (477 amino acids)
Source: RefSeq, a predicted model, not a curated record